AUGGCAUGGGAGUUAACGAUUAAAGAAAAAGACUUGGAAGACAAUGCACCUUCUAUGGAGAACGACGAUGCUGGCAACUCAUUUUCCCCACUUCGCCGCUCACGGUCCAACUCUUUCGAGGCUGAUGAACUUAAUCCGCCGGCACCAAAAAGUCGGUGUGUGACGGUUGAGGAUGUUGCUGAUGAAGGUGAGGUAGUGGGAGGUGGUGGGCGCUAUUUCAAGCAAUGUUCUGAUGGUGGAUGGGCACUGCGGGAAGGGGAAACUGAAUUUGAACGAUACCAGAAGUACAAGGAAGGCAUGGGUGAGGACGAGUGGGCUCCAUUUUGUGACGAGGAAGAGUGGGGUCUCGCUGAGUGGCUUGUAAAAAGCCUUGGGCAGACUCGAACCGAUGAAUUUCUAAAGUUACCGAUUACCCGAAACCGAAUGCAAGCUUCAUUCCACAACAACCGAUCAUUCCUCAAGAAGGUUGAUGAACUCCCACAUGGAGCCACCUGGAGCUGUAAGAAGAUUAGCGUUCAGGGAAAUAGAACAGACGAAAAAGGCGAACCAUUGCACAAAGAUGUUGAACUGUGGAUGCGCAAUCCUGUAGAGUGCAUCAAGGACUUGAUCGGAAAUCCUUUGUUCAAGGAUCAAAUGGUGUACACACCUGCUCGCGCAUACACGGACUCUGCAGGACUCCACCGGGUGAUAGACGACAUGUGGACUGCAGAUUGGUGGUGUGACAUGCAAAAAAAGGUGCCGGAAGGAGCGACCAUCGCGCCAAUUAUUCUUGCAACAGACAAAACGAGUCUGUCGCAAUUCCGAGGCGACAAAACGGCAUAUCCUGUGUACCUCUCUAUUGGAAACAUUGCUAAAGAAAAACGGCGGCAAACAUCAGCACGAGCGACAGUCCUGAUUGGUUACCUACCUUCAGGAAAGCUUGACUGCUUUACACCUGAUGAACGCUCCCUCGCCAACUACCGACUAUUCCAUCAUUGCAUGUCCCUCCUCCUUCAACCCCUUGUUGCUGCAGGUGAAGACGGCGUUGAAAUGGUGUGUGCUGAUGCGUUGAUCCGUCGAGUGUAUCCGAUCCUUGCCGCGUAUGUAGCGGACUUUCCAGAGCAGUGUCUGGUGGCGUGUUGCAAGGAAAACCGCUGUCCAAAAUGUGUAGUUGCGGCGGAUGAAAGAGGCGAUCCACUGGAUUUGCCGAUGUGGGAUCCUGCAGUCAUAAAGGGGAUAUUAGAGAAGCGAAAGACUGGUCACCAUCCUGCUGAAUUUGAGGAAUUUGGACUAUGCACCGUCUAUGCUCCAUUUUGGGCUAAUCUCCCCCACUCUAACAUCUUCCUGGCCUUUACACCCGACCUCCUACACCAACUCCACAAAGGCAUCUUCAAGGACCAUUUAGUUAAGUGGUGCCUUGAUAUUGUUGGCAAAGAAGAAAUGGACGCACGGUUCAAAGCGAUGCCUGAUUAUCCCGGUCUGCGGCAUUUCAAGAAGGGAAUAUCUAUGGUAAAGCAGUGGACAGGGACAGAACACAAAGAGAUGCAGCAUGUAUUUGUUGGGCUACUUGCUGGCGCUGUCCCUAGCCAAGUCACUCUGGCGAUAUUUCACGCCAACAAGGAUGUCUUGCAGCAACUCGAUAUUCGCGACCAUUUUAAUAUUCCCAAAUUACAUCAGCUCUCUCACUACGUUCAGUCUAUCCUAUUGUUUGGCGCUACAGACGGCUUUAACAGUGAACUUCCAGAACGUUUGCACAUCGACUUCGCCAAAGAAGUGUAUUGCGCCAGUAACAAGCGCGAUUAUGAAGAACAGAUGGCCUUAUGGCUCCAGCGCCAGGAGGCAGUCUUCCUGCGUGGUUCCUACCUCAACUGGCUGUUGGAACAGUCUCAGUCGGCACCAACCAAUUUCACUUGUGACCACGGAUAUGACUCGGACUCGGACUCAGAGAUGGAAGGGCCAAACACUGUCCCUGUCAAUACACUUCCCAUCCUCCCUGAGCAACGAACGGUCCACUCUCUCGCUAAGACACCUGCAUACCCUCAGCAUUCGGUUCAGCACCUCGUCACUGCACAUGGUGUGUCCAUGUUCCUCCCAGCCCUUAAGUUGUUUCUGCGCAACCACAUGCCGCACGCUAUCAUUGCCCCUGGUCUGCAAGACCGUUUCGAUGUUUUUCGACAGGUAGUAAUCACUGCUCCGCCUAAUCCACUCAUCAGUGAAUCACCGAGGCAGUGGCGUGUUAGAGCCACGCCUGAAGUGCUUCCUGGACGUGGACGCAAGCCUGGAUCUCCCGCUAAGUUUGAUAUGGCCCUGACAAGCAAUGGCAUUCAGCCGCGCACUUUAGAAGGUAUGCGAGUGGGACAGGUUCGCGUUAUUUUCACUCUGCCGUGUCAAUUUGGGACCUACUCGCGAGCCUUAGCUUACAUUGAGUGGUUCACACCACUCAGGGAGCCAGACCGCUCAUCUGGCCUGCACCAAUUGUCGUGUUCGACUUGUUGGCUGCACCGGAAUGCAGCGGUGAUACACAUCGAUGAAAUCGCUCGUCCUUGCCAUCUUAUUCUGAGGAUGAGACAAGCUGUUGACCGUGGAUGGACUAGCGCAAAUGUCUAUGAGUCCGCAAGUGAUUUUUACUUAAAUAGCUUUAUUGACAUUGAUACAUUCUGCAUGUCCGCUAUUGAUUAG
Molecule: messenger RNA, 2658 nt
Organism: Suillus discolor
Lineage: Eukaryota; Fungi; Basidiomycota; Agaricomycetes; Boletales; Suillaceae
Exons: 7
Coding region: 1-2658 (885 amino acids)
Source: RefSeq, a predicted model, not a curated record